CCCCUCUCCCUUCCUCUACUUCCUCUCUCGCGCAGCGACGCUCUUCUUUCUCGCCUUCCUUUCUCUCUCUCUCUGUCUCUCUCCGCUCUAAACCCUAACUUAGUUUCCUUGGAGAUCGAGGAGGAGGAGAGGUUGAAGUGGGAAGCCCUAGGGAAGAGAGAGAGAGAGAGAGAGAGAUCGAGGCGGCUGCCGAUGGCGGACAACCGGCCGCCGCAGCGGCGGGCCCGGCCCGGGCCUUGGCCACCGGCUGCAGAAGCGGGGACGGCCGCGGGGGCUCCUGCUCCGGCUCCGGCGCCGCUAUCCUGGGCGAAGAGGACCGGGUUCAAGGGAAGGGUCUCCGGGGAAUCCAACGCGAGUAACUCCGGCCAGAUUGCGCUACCGAAGCCCAAAGAGCCGGGAUCGGACCUGGAUCUGGAGGCGGGGCGUAGGGGCCACGCAGCCAGUGCCCUUCCGGCGCCUCCUGUCCCGGCCGCUGCCAAUGGGGAGCCUGACAACAUGGCCGGAGGAGGAGUAGGAGGAGGUGGAGCAGCCCCGUUGCCGGCUGAUCAGACGGCGAGGAGCAGGAGGGAUUCCGAUGGUGGAAACAAGAAUGCAGGUUUGGGGCCCAAUGGACAGGCAGUACGGUCUGACCAGCCAUUGAGGCAACGGAGGGAGCAGGAGACAGCCACGCUGCCUCAGCUAGAGGAGGAAGAGGGGGGCUUUUCGUUGAGACGGGUUCAUAUCAAGUAUGAGCUGAGGGAUAGUCCCGGUCUCGUGCCCAUAUUCUUUUAUGGUAUUCAACAGUAUCUGUCAAUAAUGGGUUCCUUGAUUCUUAUACCACUGGUUAUAGUUCCAGCAAUGGGUGGCACUCAUGAAGAUAUUUCAGCUGUGGUGUCGACUGUGUUCUUCAUCUCAGGUGUGACAACAUUGUUGCACACAUUCUUUGGAACCAGGCUACCACUAAUACAGGGUCCUUCUUUUGUGUAUCUGGCUCCAGCCUUAGCAAUAAUAAACUCACCAGACUUUCAAGGUCUUAAUGAGAAUAAUUUUAAGCAUAUUAUGAAGGAGCUACAGGGAGCUUUAAUAAUAUCUUCUGCAUUUCAAGCUAUAAUGGGGUAUACUGGAAUGAUGUCAUUGCUUUUAAGGUUGAUCAAUCCAGUCGUUGUAUCUCCCACCAUUGCAGCAGUUGGACUUUCUUUUUUUAGUUAUGGCUUUACUCAAGUAGGAAAUUGCCUGGAAAUUGGUAUGGUGCAGAUAUUGCUGGUUGUCGUUUUUUCACUUUAUCUUAGGAAGAUACGCAUAUUUGGUCAUCGAAUAUUUUUAAUUUAUGCGGUUCCCUUGGGUCUGGGAAUCACAUGGGCCAUUGCAUUUCUUCUCACAGCAUCUGGUGUAUAUAGCUACGGAGGUUGUGAUAUUCAUAUUCCUGCAUCAAAUACUCUAUCAGAAUACUGCAGAAAGCAUGUGCCAAGGAUGAAACACUGUCGUGUUGAUACUUCUCAUGCCUUAAGAUCUUCACCAUGGUUUCGACUUCCUUAUCCAUUGCAAUGGGGCACUCCUGUUUUCAAUUGGAAAAUGGCCAUUGUAAUGUGUGUAAUAUCCAUUAUUGCAACUGUUGACUCGGUCGGCACAUACCACGCAUCAUCUUUGUUGGUAGCAUCAAGACCUCCAACAGCGGGAGUUCUCAGCAGGGGUAUUGGUAUGGAAGGCAUUUCUAGCAUUUUCGCUGGUCUUUGGGGUACAGGAGUUGGUUCAACAACUCUUACAGAAAAUGUUCACACUAUUGCUGUCACUAAAAUGGGCAGUCGCAGAGCAGUUGAACUGGGUGCUGUAAUGUUAAUACUUUUAUCUUUUGUUGGUAAAGUCGGAGGCUUUAUUGCUUCUAUCCCUGAUGUCAUGGUUGCUGGUCUUCUUUGCUUUAUGUGGGCCAUGCUUGCUGCUUUGGGCUUGUCAAACCUACGUUACAGUGAGACAGGAAGCUCCAGAAAUAAUAUCAUAGUUGGACUCUCUUUGUUUUUUUCCUUAUCUGUGCCUGCUUACUUCCAGCAAUAUGGCCUUGUUCCGAAUGCAAAUUCAUCUGUGCCAAGUUACUUCCAACCAUAUAUCGUGGCAUCACAUGGGCCUUUUCAUACCGGAUAUAAAGGGAUAAAUUUUGUCUUAAACACGCUGUUCUCAUUCAACAUGGUGAUAGCAUUUCUUGUUGCUGUGGUUCUCGAUAAUACUGUUCCUGGUAGUCGGCAAGAACGAGGGGUGUAUGUUUGGUCUGAACUAGAGGCAGCAAGGAGGGAACCAGCUGUCACGAGAGACUAUGAGCUGCCUUUCAAAGUUGGUAAAAUAUUCAGAUGGGUGAAAUGGGUUGGCCUAUAAAUGUGUCAUCUAAUAGGAGCAGCCUAUCCAGGAGACACCAUGACCAGAUAUUUUAUUCAUGCAAGCCAAGCACAGGAGGUCAUCUCACAAUUUGUACUGUUUCUCCAAUCUGACAUGAAUGUCUGAUGAGUUGCCUGUUCGAGGACCAAGAUGAGUAUGCGCUUUGUGGUUUGUUUGCACUUCCAAGAUACCAAUUUCUUGUAAUUUAUAUAGCAGAUUUUAAAUUAAACAGCACGUGUUCCGUGGAUUUUUGUGAUCCAUGAGGUAUGAUUAGAUUUUGUUUGAGUGUUAGGUCCAAGAGUUUGUGAAUGAGUUUUUGUACAGUUAAUACACGUGUGGUAUCCAUGACUUUCUAAAAGCAUGACCUGUCUUAUAUCUGUUGUUUUUUUGCUUUUUUCUAGUUGUAUACUGUUAAUUCUAUGGGUGUGCAAAUCUUUUGUUGAUCUUACUUUUAUGUGCAGAAAGGAUAACUGCACAUUAGAGGGCAACUGGGAUACAGGAGAAUGUUGAAGAAUAUAGGUAUCAUUGUUCAACAUCACAGCAGUCAUGGCGGAUGAAAGGCUCCUAGUGGGGCAGGUCUUUUUUUGUCAGUUUCAAUGUAUGUUCUGAUCCUUUUGAAUCCGAAGAGCCGGUAGAAGUUAUGCAGGAAAAUGUUGCACACAUUAUAUCAACGCAACUGUCUGAUGGCAGAUUGUUUAUAAAGAGUGUAAAGCAAUGUCAUUUUGCUUGAGUUAUGUUUUUAUUUCAACAGAGUUAGAAUUUGAUGAAAUAAUAUAUUGAUUGACACCAUUAUCGGGCUGAUGGUUUUCUUUUUUUUGUCCUUUAAGCAGCUGCAGGCCACAAAGUCUUAUCCGGUGAUUCUUGCUUGAUUGGAUUCUGAUCGCACGGAGUUGCUCAGGUAAUUCUGGUGCCAUAAUUUUUCUUCCUAUGUUAUGCUAAACAUGUGUCGUUUUUGGCUCACCAAUAAAGGUGUGCCUUGUUUAGUGGUUUCAUUAGCACUAAAUAGUUGUAAUUCGCAUAUAGAGAGCAUAAAUAUUGUGCAUGAUGUGCUUUAAUCGGGUCAUCGGGAAAUGAAAAUAUUUAUAGGAACAGCAGAGGCAAUAUAACAAGAAUUCAGCUAGGAAAUGAAUGGGAUAGAGGAGAUUUUUUUUCCCUAUCUAGAUAUAAUUUCACUUGGUUUAGAUAAUCCAAUGUGUUGAAUUGGGUGCAAUUCUUCAAUGUGUACAUGUGUUCCCUUUGGGUUGGUAUUCA
This is a messenger RNA of Musa acuminata AAA Group (dessert banana), 3594 nucleotides long. RefSeq names its product nucleobase-ascorbate transporter 12-like. The record is from RefSeq and is a predicted model, not a curated record. Gene Ontology annotation, biological process: transmembrane transport. The coding region runs from base 193 to 2343 and encodes 716 amino acids. Lineage: Eukaryota; Viridiplantae; Streptophyta; Magnoliopsida; Zingiberales; Musaceae. Gene Ontology annotation, molecular function: transmembrane transporter activity. Gene Ontology annotation, cellular component: plasma membrane. The transcript is spliced from 11 exons.